AUGAGCGUCACGGAGACAAUUGUCGUGGACGGUGACAAACAAUCAUCGAAGCGCAAAAGAGACGAGGAGUUGGCAGAGAUUGAGGUCGAUGUCGAUGCAGCAGAGCCACCAUCCAAGAAAGCAUUACGCAAAGCCAAAAAGGCCAAAACAACUCCGGGACAGGACGAUACAGAAGACUUCAUAUCUUUAGGCAAGAACACUGAGACCACCAAAUCUGACAAGAAUUCAAAGUCUGGACCCAAGAACGCUUCUAAAGGUGAUAGUACCAAAGGAGAAGACCAGCACGAUGUUACUACCAAUAGAAAACGUUCAGGGUUUGGUAUAUGGAUAGGAAACCUCUCUUUCGCGACUACAAAGGAGGAGCUGAUCACCUUCUUAACCAGCGAUCGGGAAAAUCCUAUUGCUGAAGGCCAGAUCACUCGAGUGCACAUGUCCAACGGACCCAAAAAACUAGGCAAGCCACAAAACAAAGGAUUCGCCUAUGUCGACUUUAUAGACGCUGAUACAUUAGCCAACGGUCUCGAACUCAGUGAGAAGUUAUUGGCUGGUCGGAGAGUGCUUAUCAAGGACGCCAAAAGCUUCGAAGGUCGUCCUGCAAGCAAGGAAGACAUAGCAAGUGGAAAGACGCCCAGUCGCCGGAUCUUUGUUGGCAAUUUAUCGUUCGACACCACGACAGAAACGUUAGAAGAGCACUUUGGUGUUUGUGGCAACAUAUUGAAGACACAGGUCGCUGCUUUCGAGGAUAGCGGAAAGUGUAAAGGUUAUGCAUGGGUCGAAUUUGAGAAACUGGAGGAUGCCAAGGCUGCUAUGAGAGGGUGGGUUGAGCAGGACGCUAGUGGUGGAGUGAGAGUCGACAAGAAAAGGAUAUGGCUAAGUAAAAUUGAUGGUAGGAAGUUAAGGAUGGAGUUUGCAGAGGAUGCGACAACGAGAUACAACAAGAGGUUCGGCAAAGAUGCGAAGAAUGUGGUACAGAACGCAGAGACCGAAACGCCAGAACAACAAGAACCUAUCACCGAGGUUAGUGAUAAAGACCAGCAGCCAGCAAGACAGUUCAAACAGAGACAGGAUAGUGCUAGGAAACGCCAACCUCAGAGAUACGAACAAGAAACUGUCCAGAGACUGACUGGUGCAAUCACUGAAAGCCAGGGGAAGAAAGUCGUAUUUGACUGA
Molecule: messenger RNA, 1170 nt
Organism: Lithohypha guttulata
Lineage: Eukaryota; Fungi; Ascomycota; Eurotiomycetes; Chaetothyriales; Trichomeriaceae
Gene: NOP13
Product: Nucleolar protein 13
Exons: 1
Coding region: 1-1170 (389 amino acids)
Cellular component (GO): nucleolus
Molecular function (GO): RNA binding
Source: RefSeq, a predicted model, not a curated record